AUGGACCGGGCCAGGUCCGUGGAGAGGCCGAACUCAAACACGAAGAAAAACCACUCAGGACAAAAGAAGAAGAAGAGGCGCAGGCGCUCUUCAUCUUCUUCAUCCUCCUCUUCCUCCUCAAGCAGCAGCAGCAGCGCACGCAAACACCGGCACAAAGCCAAAAGAGAUCGGAAAAAACGCAAGAGAAGUUCUUCCUCCUCGUCCACCUCCUCCUCGUCCUCCUGCAGCUCCUCAUCUUCAUCAGAGGAGAAGAAGAAACGUAAGCACCGCAAGCAGAAAAAGAGCAAGAAGAAGAAGAAGAAAAAGAAGAAGGCAAAAGUUCAGAAGGAGACAAAGAGGAAGCCCAAUCCCUUUCUGCCCCCCCCCUCACCUCAGCUCAGCGCUCCGUCUGGACCUGGACCUGGACCUAGACUACUGCCUGGAGCUCUGUUUGGACCACAGCCUGUUCCCGCUUCUCUGGAAGUGUGGCAAAGCGAGGACACUUCUGAGGAUUUUGGACCAGUGAUGACAGACGAGCAGAAGGCGCGGCUGUCCACCAGGAGGCCCCUGACCAAAGAGGAGUACGAGGCCAAACAGAGCGUGAUCCGGAGAGUUCUCGAUCCAGAGACCGGGAGAACCAGACUGGUGAGAGGAGAAGGAGAAAUCAUCGAGGAAAUAGUGAGUCGGGAAAGACACAAAGAAAUUAACAAGCAGGCGACCGCAGGAGACGGGAACUCUUUCCAGAGACGAGUGGCCAGAGAGAUCUGUCCUCUGCACCUGGCCCACCCUGCAGCCGCCGGGAGAGGCCCCUCACAGAGCAGCUCCCAGAGGCCCGGCCCCAAACACUGA
Molecule: messenger RNA, 828 nt
Organism: Knipowitschia caucasica
Lineage: Eukaryota; Metazoa; Chordata; Actinopteri; Gobiiformes; Gobiidae
Source: the annotation of a GenBank genome assembly